Molecule: messenger RNA, 2265 nt
Organism: Vicia villosa (hairy vetch)
Lineage: Eukaryota; Viridiplantae; Streptophyta; Magnoliopsida; Fabales; Fabaceae
Exons: 4
Coding region: 1-2265 (754 amino acids)
Biological process (GO): DNA integration
Molecular function (GO): nucleic acid binding
Source: RefSeq, a predicted model, not a curated record
AUGAAGGAGGUAGUGAGAAAGGAAGUUGUGAAGCUGUUAGAUGCAGGUCUUAUUUACCCGAUAUCAGACAGUUCAUGGGUGAGCCCUGUUCAUGUGGUACCUAAAAAAGGGGGUACAACGGUGAUAGCUAAUGAAAAGAAUGAGUUGAUUCCUACCAGAACAGUCACUGGGUGGCGAGUGUGCAUAGACUACAGAAGACUAAAUCUGGCCACAAGAAAAGAUCACUUUCCAUUGCCAUUCAUUGACCAAAUGUUAGAAAGAUUGGCUGGGCAUGACUAUUACUGUUUUCUGGAUGGGUACUCUGGAUACAACCAAAUUGCGGUUGCACCGGAGGAUCAAGAGAAGACAGCCUUUACUUGCCCAUACGGUAUCUUCGCUUAUAGAAGGAUGCCGUUCGGGUUGUGUAAUGCCCCAGCGACUUUCCAAAGAUGCAUGACUUCUAUUUUUGCUGAUAUGCUUGAAAAGCAUAUGGAAGUUUUCAUGGAUGACUUCUCGGUUUUUGGUUCUUCCUUUGAUAAUUGUUUGGCUAACCUUUCACUUGUUUUGCAGCGAUGUCAAGAAAGUAAUCUGAUCCUAAACUGGGAGAAGUGCCACUUCAUGGUACGAGAAGGCAUUGUUCUUGGUCACAAGAUCUCCCACAGGGGAAUCGAAGUUGAUCAAGCUAAGGUGGAGGUUAUCUCAAAAUUACCACCACCUGUGAAUGAGAAAGGUAUUCGAAGUUUCCUUGGCCAUGCGGGAUUCUACCGCAGGUUCAUAAGGGAUUUUUCAAAGAUAGCCAAACCGCUGACCACUUUGUUGGUUAAAGACAGGACUUUUGUAUUCGAUAAAGAGUGUGCCGAUACAUUUGAGACACUGAAAAAUAAACUAGUGUCUGCACCCAUUGUGAUUGCCCCUGAUUGGUUCUAUCUAUGGGAUGACCCAUACCUAUACAAGAGAGGAGUAGAUGGGCUGAUAAGACGAUGUGUGCCUAAGGAGGAGCAAAAGGAUGUGUUGAGAGCAUGUCAUGACUCGGAAUAUGGAGGGCAUUUUAGUGGGGACCGUACUGCCUCCAAAGUCUUGCAGUCAGGAUUGUACUGGCCAUCAUUGUUCAAAGAUUCCCAGGAAAUGGUAAAAGAAUGUGAUAAGUGUCAGCGUACUGGGAACAUUUCAAAAAGAAAUCAAAUGCCCCAGAAUUUCAUGUUAGAGGUGGAGCUAUUCGAUGUUUGGGGAAUUGACUUCAUGGGUCCGUUUCCACCAUCAUUCGGGAAGAAUUACAUCUUAGUUGCAGUGGACUAUGUCUCAAAAUGGGUGGAGGCGGUAGCUUUACCAACUAAUGAUGCAAAGGUGGUAGUCAAGUUCUUGAGAGAGAACAUAUUUGCUAGGUUUGGAGUACCGAGAGCACUUAUUAGUGAUGAAGGAACGCACUUCCUAAAUCACCUCAUGGAGAAACUCCUGCAGAAAUACAAUGUGAAGCAUCGGAUAGCCACCCCUUAUCACCCUCAAACAAGUGGUCAGGUAGAGGUGUCUAAUAGACAGCUCAAACAAAUUCUCGAGAAGACAGUGAGUUCGUCGAGAAAGGAUUGGGCAACAAAGCUAGAUGAUGCGUUAUGGGCUUACCGAACGGCGUUCAAAACACCCAUCGGGAUGUCACCAUACCAACUUGUUUAUGGAAAAGCAUGUCACUUGCCUUUAGAGCUUGAACACAAGGUGGUAGAGUUUGGACCGGUAGACGCAACUAGAGUAAAAAGAGCUAUUACAAUGCCUCCCCGAAAGACAACCACACGCCGUAAUGUUCGGGAUGAUUUUGCCGAACCCUCCCAACCGAGGCAGCGGGUCCGUCGCGCUCCAAGUCGGGCAACCGUUCGUAGAGGGGACCAAGAAGAGAAUGCCCAUGGCAUUACGUUUGCACUUCCUGAACACAAAGCUAGGUAUGAUAUUUUAGUGCAACGUAAAUUGCUACCGACUAGAUAUAUUUGUGAUGAUACUCUUACUAAGUUAGGCCUCAAAGAUGAAGUCUACCGGAUGUUUCACAACAUCGGUAUGUUGCCUUUUAUGCUGUUUGAGGCACCGACUUAUGAGGGCCUAACUUUGGAAUUCCCGAGCACUGUAGAUUUCAAAUUGAGACACAAAUGGAAUGGCUCCGAAAUGGAGUACUUUGGUGAUCUUGAGUUUUAUAUGUUUGGGCAUAAGCAUGUGUUGUCUGUGGAAGAGGUAGGGGAGGCACUGAAAUUACCGUCCUCUGGACCAGGGGCUGCCCCUGAAACUUUUCCUGCUUGUGAAUUCUAG